Molecule: messenger RNA, 955 nt
Organism: Maniola jurtina (meadow brown)
Lineage: Eukaryota; Metazoa; Arthropoda; Insecta; Lepidoptera; Nymphalidae
Product: protein ABHD11
Exons: 3
Coding region: 11-955 (314 amino acids)
Cellular component (GO): mitochondrion
Source: RefSeq, a predicted model, not a curated record
UUGCCAAAACAUGAUAACCUCAAAAUUAAACAAAUAUGCACUUUUGAUUAAAAUCGAUACCAUAUUUACUUUUAACAUCCGAAAUAAAGCAAACUUUAAAGUAACUCCAGAAAAUCCAAUUAAGACUGCAGUUAACUUGUCAUAUAAAAUUUAUGGGGAACCUGCUGUGUAUCCCGAGGAGCCCACAAUAUUAUUGGUCCAUGGUCUUCUAGGGUCUAAAAAGCAUUGGGACAGUAUCGGGAAGACUAUGGUAAAUGUUAUGAAGAAAGCUGUAGUAUCUAUUGACUUAAGAAAUCAUGGUGAUAGUCCACAUGUUAACUCACACAAGUACGAAGACCUUAUGGGGGAUAUCCUGAAACUGCUAGAUAAAUUGUCUAUUAAGCGAGCUAGCCUUGUUGGACACAGCAUGGGCGGCAGAGCUGUGAUGGGUGUCGCUCUUACAGCACCUGAAAUAAUAGCUGGACUCUUGGUUGUGGACAUUUCGCCAAUAUCGACCGCUCGACAUUUAACAGAUUUCUUACCAGAAGUCCUCGUGGCCAUGAAAAAAAUAGAAUUUGAUAAAUCUAAAAAAGUAAGUGCUGCAAAAAAAGAAGCCAGAAAACAGCUAAAAAAAAUUAUAAAAGACGAUCUUCUACUAAAGGCAAUAUUAUCAAAUAUAAAAAUGAAAUCAGAUCAUAAGAUCGGAUGGGCGUGCAAUGUAGACGUCUUGAUAAAACAUUUUAAAUACAUAGCAUCGUUUCCAGAAAUCUUGAGGAAAAAAACAUUUUACGGCCCUACGUUAUUCAUCGGCGGACAGCUAUCAGAAUAUCUUCCCGCUGACGAUUUGUCCGGAAUCCGUGAAAUGUUUCCCCGCGCUGUUGUGUCUUUUAUACCUCAAGUCGGACAUAAUCUGCACGUGGAAGACCCUAAAACUUUUUUAGAAAUCGCCAUAGCAUUCCUGCGGACAAAUAAAUAA